Orycteropus afer afer is the source of this 2183-nucleotide messenger RNA. The record is from RefSeq and is a predicted model, not a curated record. NCBI's taxonomy places the organism in Eukaryota, Metazoa, Chordata, Mammalia, Tubulidentata, Orycteropodidae.
CACAGUGAGCAGAAUGAACAACUCACAGGACCAGAGUGGCUGCUCCAGUAAUCGAGAGCCCCUUUUGAGGUGCUGUGAUGCACGAAGGGACUUGGAAUUGGCUAUUGGUGGUGUUCUCCGGGCUGAACAGCAAAUUAAAGAUAACCUUCAAGAGGUCAAAGCUCAGAUUCACAGCUGCAUAAGCCGUCAUCUGGAAUGCCUUCGAAGCAGAGAGGUGUGGCUGUAUGAACAGGUUGACCUCAUUUAUCAGCUUAAAGAGGAGACACUGCAACAGCAAGCCCAGCAGCUCUACUGGUUAUUGGGCCAGUUCAAUUGUCUUAUUCAUCAACUGGAGUGCUCCCAAAACAAAGAUCUAGCCAAUCAAGUCUCUGUGUGCCUGGAGAGAUUGGGCAGUUUGACUCUCAAACCAGAAGAUUCAACUGUCCUGCUCUUUGAAGCAGACACAACUGCGCUGCGCCAGACCAUCACCACAUUUGGGUCCCUCAAGACCAUGCAAAUUCCUGAGCACCUGAUGGCUCAUGCUAAUUCAUCAAAUACUGGACCCUUCUUGGAGAAGAGAGGUUAUAUACCAGUGGCAGAGCAGAAGUCAUCAUCCAGCACCACAGCUGUACCUCUCAGUGAAUGGCUGCUUGGAAGCAAACCUGCCAGUGGUCGUCAGGCUCUGUAUGUACCUAGCACCAACCCUCAGGACUGGCUCACCCAAAAGCAGACCUUGGAGAAUAGUCAGACUUCUCCCAGAGCCUGCAAUUUCUUCAGUAAUGUCUGGGGCAACCUAAAGGGCUUGGAAAACUGGCUUCUGAAGAGUCAGCAACAAGAAGUUCCUGAAAACCCAAAUAAUAAAAAGUGUAACAGCUGUUCUUCUACCAGUUCUUUCUCCAUUGAAGUUGAAAAGGCUGGAGAUCUGGAGCUUCCUGAUCAAGAUGAGGUGCACCUUUCCGAUUGGCUGCUGACUCCCCAGGAACCCCAUAAACUGGAGAAAUCUGAUAAUGGCAGUUUUGAAACCAGUGAGAAGUUUAAGCUCUUGUUCCAUGUUUUCCAGGAGCCCUAUAAUGUGAGUGAUUGGCUUCUCAAGCCUGAUUCCUGUACCAAUUGUCAGGGCAAUCAGCCCAAAGGUGUGGAGAUUGAAAAUCUGGGCAAUCUGAAAUGCCUCAAUGACCACUUGGAGGCGAAGAAACCAUUGUCCACCCCUAGCAUGGUUACCAUGGAUUGGCUUGUCCAGAACCAUCAAGAACCAUAUAAAGUAGAGGAGGUAUGCAGAGCCAAUGAGCCCUGCACAAGCUUUUCAGAGUGUGUGUGUGAUGAAAAUUGUGAGAGGGAAGCUCUGUGUACGUGGCUUCUAAAGAAAGAAGGAAAGGAUAAAAAUGGGAUGCCUGUGGAUCCAAAACCUGAGUUUGAGAAGCUUAAAGAUUCCCUGAAUAUGUGGCUCUGUCCUUCCAGAAAAGAGGCAACAGAACAAGCUAAGGCACCAAAUGGCAUGGCUCCUUCGAGAAUUGAUGAUUCCUUUCAAGUCAUAAGGAACAGUGCCUUGUCAGGGUGGCUUAUCAGACCAUCACACAAAGAAGGAAGUCCCAAGGAAGUGCCUAGUACUGAGGACAGAGCUGGCAAACAAAAGCUUAUGAGCCCCAUGGCCACAUCUUGGUGUCCCUUUAACCCAGCUGACUGGGUCUUGCCAGGAAAGAACACAGGAAACCUCAGCCAGGUGUCCUCUGGAGAAGACAAGUGGCUACUUCGAAAGAAGGCCCAGGAAGUAUUACUGAAUUCACCCAUACAAGAGGAACAUAACUUUCCCCCAGACUGUUACGGUCUCCCAGCAGUUUGUGAUCUUUUUGCCUGUAUGCAGCUUAAAGUUGAUAAAGAAAAGUGGUUGUAUCGAACUCCACUACAGAUGUGAAAAAUGGAAUACUAGAGUGAAGCCCCUUUUCUGCAGAUUAUCGCAUAUCCACGAACUGAGUGACUGCGCCUUGCCAAAUCAUUGUUUCUGAAUCUGAUCAGUCAGCUUAGUUCCUUUCCUGUCUUUGAACUAGUGAAGAGAAACAAGUCAUCAAAUUAUGUUACCAUGUAAUAGAAAAAGGCUGCUAAAUUGAUGCUGAGGAGAUUUCACUUCCUUCUUACAGAAGUAUUACUUAAUUCAGCCCUACAUUAGAAGUACAGCAUCUUGGUGGAUAGGUCUUUUUCAAGCCUCC